Molecule: messenger RNA, 1548 nt
Organism: Ochotona curzoniae (black-lipped pika)
Lineage: Eukaryota; Metazoa; Chordata; Mammalia; Lagomorpha; Ochotonidae
Product: cocaine esterase-like
Exons: 11
Coding region: 1-1548 (515 amino acids)
Cellular component (GO): intracellular membrane-bounded organelle
Molecular function (GO): carboxylic ester hydrolase activity
Source: RefSeq, a predicted model, not a curated record
AUGGGGCCCCACUGGCUGUGCACGCAAUUCAUCGCCUUGGCCUUCAGGCUCCUGCUGCUCCUCGUCCUGGGCCAGGGCCAGGACUCCACAAGCCCCAUCAGGACCACACACUCUGGGCAGGUGCGAGGAAGCCUGGUCCACGUGGAAGGCACCAACGUGGGCGUUCAUACCUUCCUGGGCAUUCCGUUUGCCAAGCCACCUCUGGGACCACUGCGCUUUGCACCUCCUGAACCUGCUGAAGCUUGGAAUGGAGUGAGGGACGGCACUUCCUACCCAGCCAUGUGUCCACAGAACCUCGAUAUAAUGGGUGAUGAUGCUAAAAAACUGAAUUUCACAAUGUUGUCCAUCCCCAUGUCUGAGGACUGCCUGUACCUCAACAUCUACGCACCAGGCCAUGCCCAUGAGGGCUCCAAGCUGCCUGUGAUGGUAUGGAUCCAUGGAGGUGCAUUGGUUGUAGGCUUUGCUUCGGCAUAUGAUGGCUCCACCUUGGCAGCCUUUGAGGAUGUAGUGGUGGUCACCAUCCAGUACCGCCUGGGCAUCCUGGGAUUCUUCAGCACUGGAGACCAGCACGCCAGCGGCAACUGGGGCUACCUGGACCAAGUGGCUGCACUGCGCUGGGUGCAGCAGAAUAUUGCCCACUUUGGAGGCAACCCUGAUCGGGUCACCAUUUUUGGCGAGUCUGCCGGUGGUGUAAGCGUGUCCUCACACGUGCUGUCACCCGUGUCGCAAGGACUCUUCCACGGAGCCAUCAUGGAAAGUGGAGUGGCUGUGCUGCCUGGCAUCAUCACCAGCUCAUCUGAGACGAUCUCCUCGGUGGUGACCAACCUGUCUGGCUGUGGCCAGGUGGACUCUGAGACCCUGGUGGGCUGCUUGCGGGCCAAGAGUGAAGAGGAGAUCCUGGCAAUGAACAAGGCCUUCAAGAUCAUCUCCGGUGUGGUAGAUGGCAUCUUCUUUCCCAGACACCCCUAUGAGCUGCUGGCCUCUGCUGACUUCCAGCCGGUCCCCAGCAUCAUUGGUGUCAACAACGAUGAGUACGGUUGGAUCCUCCUCAAAAUGCUGCCUCCUGGUAUAAGGGAACAGUUGGUGGAUGAGUACCUGGGGGACAACAAGGACCCCAAGACCCUCAUGGCUCAGUACCAGGAGAUGAUGGCAGACUCACUCUUCGUGAUGCCAGCGCUCCAUGUUGCACAUUUUCAGCGUUCCCAUGCCCCUGUCUACUUCUACGAGUUCCAGCAUUCGCCCAAAUUUGCAAAGAACUUCCGGCCACCCCACGUCAAGGCCGACCAUGUGACUCUCACUGAGGAGGAGGAAUUGCUGAGCAGGAGGAUGAUGAAGUACUGGGCCAACUUUGCUCGCACCGGGAACCCCAAUGGCGAGGGCCUGCCACACUGGCCUGUCUUGGACCAGGAGGAGCAGUACCUACAGCUGAGCACACAGCCUGCAGUGGGCCGGGCUCUGAAGGCCCACAGACGCCAGUUCUGGGCACAAACUCUGCCCAAGAAGAUGCAGGAGCUGAUGGGGGCUGAGCAGAAGCACACAGAGCUGUAG